This is a messenger RNA of Stegodyphus dumicola, 1989 nucleotides long. RefSeq lists its product as uncharacterized. The record is from RefSeq and is a predicted model, not a curated record. Lineage: Eukaryota; Metazoa; Arthropoda; Arachnida; Araneae; Eresidae.
AUGUCCAAAUUAAUAUGUGGGCAAUUAACCAAGCAUAAUGGAAGAGUAUACCCAUGUGAAAGGUGCCUGUUAUUUUUUCACUCUGAGGAAGAUCUUCAAACGCAUGAAAAGGAUUGUAAGAAAAAUCAGGCUGUUAAAAUAGUAAUGCCUGAAAAAGAUUCAAAAUUAAAGUUCAAACAUUACCAUAAAUCGCUACGAGCACCUUUUGUAAUGUAUGCAGAUUUUGAAAGUUUAACAACUAAGAUAGAUACAUGUCAGCCAGAUCCCAAGAGCUCUUACAUGCAGAAGUACCAAAAACAUGAACCCAUGAGUUUCUCACUUUACAUUAAAUAUAAGCACGGAGACUACAAACCGCCUAUCACAUAUAGAGGUCCAAAUGCAACUAAAGUAUUUUACGAAACGUUGAAAGCUGAGGCCUUAGAGAUAAAGAAAAUUUAUGAUAAGAAGCACCCAAUCAAAAUUACUGAUGAAGAUGACAGGCAUUUCAAGAGAACCCAUAUAUGUCAUAUCUGCGGGUUUAACAUCAAAGAAGUACCAUCACCAUAUUCGCCGAAAGACUCUGAGGACUCCGAAAAAAAAGUAAUGGAUCAUGACCAUUUACUCGAUCCAUCCAAACAUGAAUCAAACUAUAGAGGGCCAGCUCAUAAAUUAUGUAACUUAAUGUACCAAUACCCUUCCCUCAUUCCUGUCUUCAUUCACAACUUAUCUGGCAAAGAGGUUGGAGCGGAAUGGGUAGAUGCAGGUGAUGGUAAAAAGGUCAAGCUACCCGGAAUAAAGUUGAGGUUUCUGGAUUCUUUUAAGUUCAUGGCUAGCAGCAUUGAUAGUUUAGCCAAAAAUGUGAAAGAAUUCAGAGAAACAGCCAAAUUCUUUCCCAAGGACAAAUUGGACCUCGUUACCAGAAAAGGCGUGUAUCCGUAUGAUUAUAUGGACUCGUGGGAUAAAUGUGACGAAACACGACUACCCAACAAAAAAGAAUUUUACAACAAAAUGACUGAGUCGGAUAUAUCACACGAGGACUAUGCACAUGCCAAAACAGUAUGGAAGACCUUCAACAUUAAAAAUUUAGGUGAGUAUUCUGAUUUGUAUGUGAAGACUGAUGUACUGAUCUUAGCUGAUAUUAUGGAACAUUUUAGAGAUGUCUGCAUAAGGACUUACAAAUUGGAUCCUGCAUGGUACUUCACUGCACCCGGUCUCUCUUGGGAUGCUAUGUUAAAAACCACUGGAAAGGAAUUAGAAUUAUUGACUGAUUAUAACAUGAUUUUAAUGUUAGAAAAAGGAACCAGAGGUGGGAUUUCUCAGUGUUGUAAUAGGUAUGGGAAAGCUAAUAAUAAAUAUAUGAAAGACUAUGACAGAAGUAAAGAAUCUAAUUAUUUAAUCUACCUAGAUGCCAAUAACUUGUAUGGAUGGGCAAUGAGCCAAUUUCUACCAUAUGGCGGCUUCAAGUGGGGGGAUACCGAUAUAGAUGUAACAGCGAUCCCCGACGAUUCAGAUGUGGGUUAUAUCUUAGAAUGCGACUUGGAAUAUCCUGAAUAUUUGCAUGAUCUCCAUUCAGACCUCCCACUAGGAGCUGAGAACAGAGUUCCUGAUGGCUCAAAACAUACAAAAUUACUAACAACCUUAUAUGACAAAGAUCAUUAUGUGGUUCAUUACAGGGGUUUGAAACAAUUUUUACAAAUGGGCUUAAAAUUGAAGAAAGUACACAGGGUAUUAGAGUAUAAGCAAGCACCUUGGCUGAAGACAUAUAUCGACUUGAACACUGAAAUGAGAACUAAAGCAACUAAUGACUUUGAAAAAGAUUUCUAUAAACUCAUGAACAACUCUGUGUUUGGUAAGACAAUGGAAAAUAUUAGAAAAAGGCUUGAUAUCAAACUGUGCUGUGAUGCGGAGAAAGCCGAAAAACUUAUUGCUAAACCAAAUUUUAAAGGAAGAACCAUAUUUGAAGAAAAUUUAGCCGCUAUACAUAUGCACAAAAACUGCAGUACUCUUUGA